Paraglomus occultum is the source of this 828-nucleotide messenger RNA. The record is from the annotation of a GenBank genome assembly. NCBI's taxonomy places the organism in Eukaryota, Fungi, Glomeromycota, Glomeromycetes, Paraglomerales, Paraglomeraceae.
AUGGAAAAUGUGGAAUUAGAAAAAGAACUAGAUCUUAAUGAUUUGGAAACACUAACUCCUAGCCAAAUUAAGGAAUCAAAAACCAAAUUGGGAGAAGAAAUAAAAAAGGCGAAAGAGUUAGAAAAGAAAAAAACGGACGAAUUAACUGAAGAAGAAAGCAGAGCCCUGUCUAAUCUUCCUGCUUUACAAGAAAUUCAGGCCUUGACUCAGGAUAUUCAAAAAGCCGAAGAUCUUGGGAAGAAAGUUUAUGGAACGUGGGAUUAUGUGAUGGCUGGUGGCAUUGGAAUAGGAGUAUUUUUUGUUACAUUAUUAGCAAAGCCUGCUAUCGCAGGAUUAUUAAAAUUUGUGAUCGGGGCAGGACUGACUUAUUUUGCAGCGAAGCCGAUAAUUGAGAGAUGGGGUUCUACUCCAGCCAAUCGUGCUGAACAAUUAGGCAUUCCUCGUGACCGGCUGUAUGAAGAUUAUAAGAAAUUUCGGGAAGAUAAAAAGAAGUAUCUUCAAGAACGCAAUGAAGAGCACAAUAAACAGUUAUUAGAUGAAUUGGCUGAACUGAAGAAGAAGUUAGAAAAGUUGGAAAAACAAAAAACUCAGCAAGCGAAAGAAGCAGCAGAAGAAAGUGAUCCCACCGAAAAAACCAAAAAAAUCGCUGCUCUGCAAGAUACCGAAAAAGAAAUCAGCCAAAUUAAAAGAGAAAUUUCCAACAAAGAGAAGCAGAUUGAAAAGAAUAAUAAAGAGUUGGAGAAAGUUUUUGAUGAUAUUAGCAAGUUCCCUAAUUUAACUGAGGAACAAUUGGUCGCUAAAUCUAAUGCUCCUGACUUGGGAGCCUGA